Plasmodium vivax (malaria parasite P. vivax) is the source of this 3315-nucleotide messenger RNA. Its product is annotated as ATP-dependent Clp protease proteolytic subunit, putative. The record is from RefSeq and is a predicted model, not a curated record. Gene Ontology annotation, biological process: protein quality control for misfolded or incompletely synthesized proteins. Lineage: Eukaryota; Apicomplexa; Aconoidasida; Haemosporida; Plasmodiidae. The transcript has 3 exons. Gene Ontology annotation, molecular function: ATPase binding; ATP-dependent peptidase activity; serine-type endopeptidase activity. Gene Ontology annotation, cellular component: endopeptidase Clp complex. The coding region runs from base 1 to 3315 and encodes 1104 amino acids.
AUGCCAAGUUACCUACUGCUGCUUGCCGCGAUUGCCCUCUCCCCCCUAUGUGCACAUAAAGGGGAGGCAACCGCCAAGUACAGCUACAUAACCCGCAGAAGCAACGUACCAGUGGGCAGAAUAAAAAAUCUGAAAAAGGCAAAAACGAAGUUACGCCUAUCCCCCGGUGAACACAACCAACACGGGAUCAGCAUCCCGUCAAUGUUACUCUCCAAGAGAAUCAUAUUUCUCUCAUCUCCAGUGUACCCCCACAUAUCCGAGCAGAUAAUCUCUCAGCUCCUCUACCUGGAAUAUGAGUCCAAGAGAAAGCCAAUCCAUUUAUACAUUAACAGUACAGGCGAUUUGGAAAAUAAUAAAAUUAUAAACCUUAACGGAAUGACAGAUGUGAUAUCCAUCAUCGAUGUGAUAGAUUACAUUUCGUCUGAUGUGUACACGUACUGUUUGGGGAAGGCGUAUGGCAUUUCUUGCAUUUUGGCUAGCAGUGGGAAAAAGGGGUUUCGUUUUUCCCUUAAAAACUCGUCGUUUUGCCUGAACCAGUCAUACUCGGUUAUCCCCUUCAACCAAGCCACGAACAUUGAAAUACAGAACAAGGAAAUUAUGAACACCAAGAGGAAGGUCGUCGAGAUUAUUGCCAACAACACGGGGAAGGAGAAGAGCCACAUCGAGCGUAUUCUAGAGAGGGACCGCUACUUCAGUGCCCCCGAGGCUGUGCAGUUCAACUUGGUGGACCACAUCCUCGAGAGGGAGCACAACUCGAUCAGGAGAAGAGGGACAAUCGCCUGGGCCAGGAAACUCUCCUCCUCGCACGAACGGGCCACCAAUUUUGGCAAAAAGAAGGCGAAAAAUGGGAGUAAAGAAAUCGGGAAGGGAGACACCAAGUCGAUUGACCACCCCGCAGACGAAAAACCGUCUAACUUUCAAGAGCACAAUGGAGGGUCAAAAGGAAUACUCACCCAGAUGGGUAGCAAAAAUGGGAACAAACAAAUGGCAGGGGAGCUGCCCAAUUUAGUGCUGGCAAUUUUGAAGGAAAAAUCAUCCCAACAGUCAGAAAAAAAAAAAACGCUAAUAGAUCAGUACAAACAAAUUGUGUCUGCACGAUUGGAGGGGGGAUCCCAGAAUGGUGAAGGCAAAAAAGACGCCCCCAAUUUUGCGGACAUUUUUUCCACCCUCUAUUUGUGUUACGCGGAAAAGAUAUUCGACUUGGACUUCGUGACCAAAGUGAGUGCCGCGCUGGAGGGGCUGCUCGGCGGGCAAAGCGGUGGACACGGUGGACGCGGUGAAGGGGGGAGAGACGCGCUGAACGAGGCCACAAUCAACCACUGCAUGAUGAUGUUCCACUACCUAUCCGCGUUAAAUGUCAAAAAUGUAACCUUGUGCAACCAGGUGAGAGACUACAUCGUAAGCCACGAGGUACCCCCCCUGGUCAUCUACCAUUACUUGGAGUGUCUCAGUCUGCUAGCCGACUCGUCCGACAGAAGCGGCAAGAGCAAUCUGCGCGAUUACGUCAUUCCCGUCGUAGAUGUCUUUCUGGAAAGCUUUUACAUCUUCAACAACUACCUCCUGCUGCGCAUUCUGCACUUCCUACACAAACUGGGCUUCAUGGACACAGAACUGUUUCUCCUGCUGACGAGGAAGAUAAAUAAAAAUGUCUAUCGGGAGAAUGCAAACCGGUUUGAGUUGUGCUUGCUGGCGCGUACGUACGCCCUGUACAAGAAGGAAAACAUCACCUUCAGUAACUACCUGUGCGAAGAUUUGCUGCGCAGCUUGACCAAGUACGAGGACAACUUUCAGGGCGACCAGGAUGGCCCGGUUAGCCAACCGGAUAGCCAACCAGGUAGCAUCCAAGUUAGCCACCCAGAUAGCCACCCAGAUAGCCACCCAGAUAGCCACCCAGAUAGCCACCCAGAUAGCCACCCGGAUAACCAACCAGAUAGCCACCCGGAUAACCAACCAGAUAGCCACCCGGAUAACCAACCAGAUAGCCAACCCGAGAACGCCCCCUACGUGCUCGAAAUCGAAAACGUCAACCGGCAGAACUACCCCCUCUUUGGGCACCCCCUGUACAACGACGGGCUGAACUUCUACGCCUUCUUCGUCGACGCGAAGACAACCAACAGGGAAAAGUGCUUCGAACGGAAAAACAAUUUGCACGUUACUUUCAUAAACGGCGAUGUUAGCGAGAAAGAGCGACAGGGGACCCCUCCACGCAUGUCCGAGUGGCACAAGCUAUUCCUUUACGAUGAGUACAAAGAGAAGGAUAUAAAAAACGAACCAUUCGUUAAAUUGGAGGACACACAAAAAAAGGGUCGACAAAUGGUUCAAUCGUACAAUCAAUUUUUAGCGGAAAAUCUGCACUUCCAAUUUAGCCAUAAGAAAAUUGCACAGCUGUUUGAACAGGUGAGCGAACUUAUGGAUAAGGUCAAAGUGGACUUCUCAACCGAUGCGGAGGCACACACAGAAAUGGAUGACCAAGCUGUUCACCAGUACAAGAAAAAAAUUCUUUAUGUUGAAAAUUAUUACAUUGGUCAUAUAUUUCACAUAGUAGACUCUUUGCUAUCUUUGAAGGCACACCACAAUUGUGCUACAUUCAAAAAAAUGGAAAGUAAAAUUCUGAACGCUAUAAAAAAUAAUGAGCUGUACAUAAUUGACAAUUUUGACAGCGACGAAAUUAAAAGCCUCUUAAUUUUUUUAUCUCACACGAAUAGGAAUUACAAAGAGGCAUUUAUUUACGGCCUGACGCAUCGAAUGGUGGAUCUGUACAUUAAUAACUUGUGUCGGCCCAACACACUGUCCACAUUUUUUUAUUUCCUGUUGAAUUUUACAAAACAAAGAGUUGUUAGGAAGAACAGAUUUAACCACACCAUAAGGAAUGUCAUAUAUAAUAGCUAUUCCUGGUUGAAUGACAAUAAAAGCGUUUUAAAUCUGACCGCUGCCAUCGAUGCCGCAAACUCAGAGGAAAAACAAAACAGUGACGCACGUCGCGUUAUCAAAGCGAAAAAUUACUCCCUGCUCCAAGUCCUCUCCAUGCAUGUGUGCAAAAAUGUCUAUUUCAUGAGCCUCUCAACGCUAGCCUCCCUACUCAGAUCACUGUCCUACUUGUUCUUCACCGAUGCCAAUUUUUUUAAUGUGUUCAUACCGUUGUUUAUGAAGCACAUGGCGGAUCUCAGCAACGUGGACAUUUUGAACAUAACUCAGGCCUACAACAAGCAAAAGAUCCAAAACAAAUAUUUCUACUACUUGCUGGCAAAGCAGUACCAGAGCAACCGUUCCGAGGAAACGAAAAAUGCAGACCCGAAAAUUAGGCUAGUUGGCUAG